Molecule: messenger RNA, 947 nt
Organism: Morus notabilis
Lineage: Eukaryota; Viridiplantae; Streptophyta; Magnoliopsida; Rosales; Moraceae
Product: membrane protein PM19L
Exons: 4
Coding region: 182-652 (156 amino acids)
Source: RefSeq, a predicted model, not a curated record
ACAACCCCAGUUUAUUAUAAGAACCCCCCAUCCAAGCACAAAACACUUACUACAAAAACCUUUUUUUUUCCUUCUCUUCCGAAACAAUUUGCACUACUUUCUUGGGAUGCUAUAAAACUUUGCUUCUUCUUCUUUUUUUUCCCCCACAUUAUAAUAAGACCAUUCAAUUCUGUUUAAUCAAAUGGCCAACACCCAGUUGAAAUCUGUUGCCACACUACUUUUGCUGCUCAAUUUUUGCAUGUAUGUCAUUGUGCUAGGCAUUGGCGGUUGGGCCAUCAACAGAGCAAUUGAUCAUGGCUUCGAGAUCGGUGCUGGUUUGCAACUUCCGGCUCAUUUCUCGCCUAUAUAUUUUCCGAUGGGAAAUGCGGCGACCGGGUUCUUUGUGAUGUUCGCUUUGAUUGCUGGAGUUGUUGGAGCUGCCUCGGCUAUCUCCGGGGCCAACCACAUUCGUUCGUGGACCGCCGAUAGCUUGCCUGCUGCAGCCACAGCUGCCACCAUUGCCUGGACCCUCACCCUCCUUGCCAUGGGCUUUGCUUGCAAAGAGAUUGAUAGGAAUGCCCGUUUGAGAACAAUGGAGGCAUUCUUAAUCAUCCUUUCAGCUACACAGCUUAUAUAUAUUGCAGCCAUUCAUAGCGCUGUAUCAAGGAGAUGAACUUUUGAGAGUUGAGUGACUUGGAAGUUUGUGUGCUAGAGCUUCUUCUUCUUCUUUUUCUUUUCUUUUUUUUUUUUUUUUUCCUUUUCUCUGUGUUUCAUUUUACCCCUUUAUCUUGUAAAAGCCUUGCCAAGGGAAUUGGCACUUUAUUGUGUGAUUUGGUGUGAGAUAAUUGGAUUGAUUUACUAUAAACAAAUAAAACUAUUGUGAGAUAUAGUGAAUUAUUUGUGCACCUUGAAUUGAAACAUUUUAAACAUCUUUUAUUAACAUGACCAUCUAAAUGGGAAAGCCUCGG